Messenger RNA from Verticillium alfalfae VaMs.102, 2061 nucleotides. RefSeq lists its product as hypothetical. Lineage: Eukaryota; Fungi; Ascomycota; Sordariomycetes; Glomerellales; Plectosphaerellaceae. The coding region runs from base 1 to 2061 and encodes 686 amino acids. The record is from RefSeq and is a predicted model, not a curated record. The transcript has 8 exons.
AUGGCCAUGUCGACAGAUACUCGUCUCCAAGUCCCCCUCCUAUCAUCGAGAGAACUAGAGAACGCAGAGGAUAUGGCAGUGAAGAUGAACCUGCUUUCCGGAUCGGACGCAGACGAACUCUUCAAGUUCGACAGCUCGCCUGAAGCUCCAGCCGACCUCAGCUUGGAUGCUUCCAGCACCAUCUUGCCAAAGGACAAGCGAGCGUCUACGAGUCGACCCCACAAGGCCGUCCACGUCUUCCGGACAGUCGUUGUCUCUUUUCCGUUGGCUGAUAUCAUGAACUUUGACUCUCUAGCGGCUGAUAUCCAAGCACUUCCUUUCCUGACAACGCCUCAACGCAAGGCCAUCUCGCGGCUGCUGUCUGACGUCAAGAAGAACUCGUCAAGGCCCAUUCGAGUUUCCAAGGAUACUACCGUGAGACACAUGGACCCUGGUGUUCGACAACUCGACAUUCCGCCGUCCAAAGACAGCCCCGAUAAUCAUACCACGCCGACGCCAGUCACCUGGCUCUGCAUCCCAUACUUCUCCCUUGAACGGUACUCUGGCUUCUCUGCCUCCACGAAUCCAGGCUCGUAUCCCACACAGACUCUCCUACAGGCGUCGUACGCUCGCAUCGCAUACAAACGCGACAUGCAGCAAGCGGCCCGCCAUAUCAACAGCAGAGACAGGGGUUGGUGCUUUCACAUCCCGCAACUCUGGUGCUUGGUCAUAGGCGAUUCUGUACUUGUGACGUGCGGGCUGAUGGAUGAGCUCACGCUGCGUGAUAAGGCCAUAUCCAUCCAGGAAGAGAUUCCGCGGCCGCCGCACUCCAAAGGUGUCAAGGGUGCCCGCAUCCUGGUUAGGUAUGGAGGCUCGUUGUCAUGGUCCAUACCUGCUGAGGAAUGCAAGACGUUCCUUGCCUUUGCUGCCCACUUUCACGAACUGUGGCCUGCGGUAUUGGAAUUCUAUUACGACCAACACAUGGUGUCCAAGGAUACAUGGCGCGAUAUCUUCAAGCUUCUCCAGCGAGGGCGGAGCAGCAUUACGCUCACCAUGAAAACUAAGUUUGCGCCGCCGUUCACGCCUUCCUUACGCCUCCACGACUUACACCGGGCACCCGGACGUAUUCCGGCCUUUAAGGAUACCAAACUUCCAGAGGAAAGCAAUAUUCAGCCUUCACCACGAAAAAAGCGCGAGGAGGCCACCACAGAGUUCGACAAGGAAGACAAACCGACAGAGAUACCUUCACGAAACCCCAACGAGAUUUUUCACGUCUUCAGCUGGAUCAAAACGAAGUCUUCGAGCGCAGCUGAUUACCCAAAUCUCGAAAAUAUCCAGUGGCGCCUUGAACAAGUGUCCAGCCUUCUCAGCGGAGAUUCCAAUGCCGCCGGAAGCAAGGCUUUCCGAGCUGCUAGCACAAUGGACCGCGCAGCCGCCCAUACCCGCGUCGAAGCCUCAACCCGACAAGCUUUUGAUGGGGGCAGUAGUAGUCGUAGACCUGGCAGAUAUCGACAGAGCGCUAUCGGGUUGUUCAACACAGCAGACAUUCCCCAGGCUUCAGAAAGGAACCGCCACGGCAGGGAUGACAGGCGUUCUGCGGGUGAUUCGCCUCAUCCAAAUAUUGGUCUUAUUCUAUCAAAGUUUGAAGAUCUCAUGCCGAACAUGCUGGCCUUUAAGCAGCUGAUGACGCAAGCUACGGAGUCCGAUCGUGCCAAGAUACAAGUAUCUGAAGAUUUGACCCGCGCCUGGCCCCUCAUCGUCAUGAGCCUUAUUCAUAGCUGCGCUGACAUGGGUAGUGUUAGCUCAUGGGCUGAACAGCUGAGCUUUGCGAUCUCUCUCAUCCAAAGCGGCAUGGCGGAAACUAUUGACAGCCUUUCCUCCUUUCGACUUGCCGGCAAGGUCACCGUCUUACCGAUGGAUCUUGUGUCGUUGAUGAGCAUUCGGCUGCUCUCUGAUGUCACUGGAAAGCAUCCAAGUGCAAGCGAGACAUAUCUGGAGUACCUCCAGGGCUUACCGAACCUUAAACGCCGGCGAGUCCAAAAAUCUCAUCAGUCGUACAAGGCCGUUCGAUCACUAUGGUGA